Beta vulgaris subsp. vulgaris (sugar beet) is the source of this 678-nucleotide messenger RNA. RefSeq lists its product as uncharacterized. The record is from RefSeq and is a predicted model, not a curated record. The transcript has a single exon. The coding region runs from base 1 to 678 and encodes 225 amino acids. NCBI's taxonomy places the organism in Eukaryota, Viridiplantae, Streptophyta, Magnoliopsida, Caryophyllales, Amaranthaceae.
AUGGAGGGCUUAAUCUGGAGAGUUGGGAAUGGCACGCAUAUUAUUGAUUUAUGGGCGGAUCCUUGGGUAGGAGAUGAAGAUAGAAGAUUUAUUCAGAGUAAUCGUGUGGAUGGCUUGAAUGUUGAAGGUGAUUUGAUUGAUGAGGCUAGAAGGGAGUGGCGAGUAGAGGUGGUGGAACAACAUUUCAAUGAGAGAGACCAACGUUGCAUCCUUUCUAUUCCUUUGAGUUCGAGAAAUCUGCAAGAUGAGUUGACCUGGGCUUAUUCUAAAUAUGGGGUUUAUUCGGUGAAAACGGCGUAUAUGCUAGGGAAAGGAGGAAAUUCGGAGGACUUUCAUCGAGCUUGGGGUAUUUUGUGGAGCUUGGAGGUAUCAUUGAAGGUUCGCCACUAUUGUGGCGCGUUUAUUUACACCAACUUGCUUCUAGUUAGAGAGCUUGUUAGGCGGCAUCUUGUUGAUGUUUCUUGCUACCCAUGCUGCUUAAGCGAGGUUGAAACUCAGCAUCAUAUGCUGUUUUUUUGUUCGAGUAUAGCGAGCCUGUGGGGAGAUCUAGGGUGCCAUUCUUUGUUACCGAGAAUUGCAGAGGAGGGUAUGUGCGAAACUCUUGAAAGAUGGAGCAAACUCGAUUUAACACUUGUUCAAAAAGGCUGCUACAUUAUGUGGAAUGUAUGGGCGAUGUGA